CUCUAGAAAGAUAUUUCAUUUCACUCCUAUUUCACCUAUGGCAGGAGGUAGUACUUUACGUAACUCCAACUCUGCUGUUACUGCUAGUCAGCGGCCUGUAGUAGCCUGCGACCUUGAUGAGGUCCUUGGCCAAUACCUGGCCACUUACUCAAAGUGGCACAAUAGAGUUUACGGCACACACUUGAAGGUCUCCGACUUCUUCACGUAUCGUUUCUGGGAAGUUCAGGGAGGUACAGCGAAGGAGGCUAUGGAGAAGUGCUACGUCUUUCACGAGUCUCCUGAGUUCAAGGCCGGCAUUCCUCUCGUUCCCGGUGCUCAGGAGUACAUAAGGAAAAUCGGAAAAUUCGCUGAUGCCCAUAUAGUUACUUCCCGACAAGAUCAAAUUCGACAAGACACUUACGACUGGAUUUUCAAGAACUUUGGUAUCCCCUCCAGCAGGGUCCAUCUAGGUAAUCACUUCGGCCUGUCUGGCAAGCAGAUCUCCAAGGCAGACAUGUGCAAAGAUAUUGGUGCUAGCUUACUGAUCGAUGAUAACCCAACGUAUAUCAAUGACGCUGUUAGUCACGGCUUCGGUGGAAUCCUAUUCGACUACAAUCAUGAGUAAG
Molecule: messenger RNA, 605 nt
Organism: Perkinsus marinus ATCC 50983
Lineage: Eukaryota; Perkinsozoa; Perkinsida; Perkinsidae
Exons: 4
Coding region: 38-604 (188 amino acids)
Biological process (GO): deoxyribonucleotide catabolic process
Molecular function (GO): 5'-nucleotidase activity
Source: RefSeq, a predicted model, not a curated record